This is a messenger RNA of Aethina tumida (small hive beetle), 759 nucleotides long. RefSeq lists its product as uncharacterized. Gene Ontology annotation, cellular component: cytoplasm. Gene Ontology annotation, molecular function: zinc ion binding; ubiquitin protein ligase activity; ubiquitin conjugating enzyme binding. The transcript has a single exon. The record is from RefSeq and is a predicted model, not a curated record. Gene Ontology annotation, biological process: multicellular organism development; proteasome-mediated ubiquitin-dependent protein catabolic process. Bases 1 to 759 code for a protein of 252 amino acids. Lineage: Eukaryota; Metazoa; Arthropoda; Insecta; Coleoptera; Nitidulidae.
AUGUCUUCCAAAAUAAUGUCUGAUUUAAUCAGCGAAUUCAUGUGUGUCGUAUGCUUUGAUUACAUGAAACCGCCAAUCCAGAUGUGCCAUAAGGGCCACAGCUGUUGCAAGUCCUGCUUUGGGCGUAUGAACCAAUGUCCCGAAUGCAGAGGCCAGAAGAGCGAUUUCAGGAACCUGAACCUCGAAAGGAUUUAUUACAAACUCGUCUUCCCUUGUCAAAACGCUGACUACGGUUGUGACUUCUCUGCCAAGGGUGCGGAGGUGAUACCACACGAGGGCAAGUGCAUAUAUGCAUAUACGCAUUGUCCGUUUGCUAAAUAUGGGUGCACGUGGUCGGGAGUCUACAAUACAAUGGAGGACCAUUUUAGGGAGGUGCAUUAUUUCAAACAUGAUAUCCCUAAAUUUUGUUACCUGAGGGGUUUCAAUGAGAGAGCCAAUACUUGGCACCAGGCGCUGAAGUUCGACGGAUACCUAUUCAUACUUUGCGUGAUAAAGGAAGGGAAUAGUUUUUGGUUUGGCAUUUACUCCAUCAUCAAUACUGAAGUUGUAUAUAAUUAUGAGUUGACAUUCGUGGAUUCUGAAGAGAAUAGGACGGCCAGUUUUAGAGGAAUUUGCUCAAAAAGAUGGACCGCCGAAGAAUUUGAUAUGAACAACAUACAGAGUGCACCUGGGAUGUUGGUUGAGGGUUUUAGACAGGACGACUUUGUUAAAUAUAAGGUUGAAAUAUUUCGUAAACCGAUUCCUCCUUUAGAAUCCUAA